AUGGGCACCGUGGGGGGUCUGGACGGCCGGGAACUUUGCGAGGGGAGGCAGUCAUUCAUGGUGUCGGGUGAGCCGUGUGAUUCUCGCCGCGGCAUGGAGCGGAACCCGGCGGCUUACCCGCCUGACAAUGCGCUUCCGGGGACGCUGUGCGCCGCGGAGAGGAGCUGCUUGCUAAGAGGAUGUGCCCGCGGCGCCCAGGGCGUGUGUCGCGCGUACACAGGGGCUCCCUGCCGGCUGUCCUCCCGCCCUCCGAGGAACCCCUACCAUGCCGCCCUCCCUCUGGAUCGAAGGUGCCCGAAGCCCCCGGGGUCUCCAGCAUCGCCCCUUUCCUGCACUCCAGCAGGCCCCUCUCGGCGGCCAGGGCUGCUUGGGCCGGUGAAGGAGUGCGAAGAGGACCAGUUCCGGUGCCGGAACGAGCGCUGCAUCCCCUCCGUGUGGAGAUGCGACGAGGACGACGACUGCUCGGACAACAGCGAUGAGGACGACUGCCCCAAGAAGACCUGUGCGGACAGCGACUUCACCUGUGACAACGGCCACUGCAUCCCCGAGAGGUGGAAGUGUGAUGGCGAGGAGGAGUGUCCUGACGGCUCCGAUGAGUCCGAGACCACGUGCACCAAGCAGGUGUGUCCCGCAGAGAAGCUGAGCUGUGGACCCACCAGCCACAAGUGUGUGCCUGCCUCAUGGCGCUGCGACGGGGAGAAGGACUGCGAGGGUGGAGCAGAUGAGGCCGGCUGUGCUACCUCACUGGGGACCUGCCGUGAGGAUGAGUUCCAAUGUGGGGAUGGGACUUGCGUCCUUGCAGUCAAGCGCUGCAACCAGGAACAGGACUGUCCAGAUGAGAGUGAUGAAGCCGGCUGCCUGCAGGAGUCAACUUGUGAGGGUCCCCGCAGAUUUCAGUGUAAGAGUGGCGAGUGCGUGGACGGCGGGAAAGUGUGUGAUGCUCAAAGGGACUGCCGGGACUGGUCGGAUGAGCUUCUGAAAGAGUGUGGACUGAACGAGUGUCUGUACAACAAUGGUGGCUGUUCUCACAUCUGCACUGACCUCAAGAUCGGCUUUGAGUGCACGUGCCCAGCUGGCUUCCAGCUCCUGGACCAGAAGACCUGUGGCGACAUUGACGAGUGUGCAGACCCAGAUGCCUGCAGCCAGAUCUGUGUCAAUUACAAGGGCUACUUUAAGUGCGAGUGCCACCCUGGCUAUGAGAUGGACACACUGACCAAGAACUGCAAGGCUGUCGCUGGCAAGAGCCCGUCCCUAAUCUUUACCAACCGGCACGAGGUGCGGAGGAUAGACCUGGUGAAGAGGGACUACUCGCGCCUUAUCCCCAUGCUUAAGAAUGUUGUGGCGCUAGACGUCGAAGUUGCCACCAAUCGCAUAUACUGGUGUGACCUCUCCUACCGCAAGAUCUAUACUGCCUACAUGGACAAGGCCAGCAAUCCGGCAGAGCAGAAGGUCCUCAUUGACGAGCAGCUGCACUCUCCAGAGGGCCUGGCAGUGGACUGGGUCCACAAGCACAUCUACUGGACCGACUCAGGCAAUAAGACCAUCUCAGUGGCCACAGUCGAUGGCGGCCGCCGAUGUACUCUCUUUAGCCAUGACCUCAGUGAACCCCGGGCCAUCGCUGUCGACCCCCUGCAAGGGUUCAUGUAUUGGUCUGACUGGGGGUACCAGGCCAAGAUCGAGAAGUCUGGGCUCAAUGGUGUGGACCGGCAAACACUGGUAUCAGACAAUAUUGAAUGGCCCAAUGGAAUCACCCUGGAUUUGCUGAACCAGCGCUUGUACUGGGUAGACUCCAAGCUGCACCAGCUGUCCAGCAUUGACUUCAGUGGGGGCAACAGAAAAAUGCUGAUUUCCUCCACUGACUUCCUGAGCCACCCUUUUGGGAUAGCUGUGUUUGAGGACAGGGUAUUCUGGACAGACCUGGAGAAUGAGGCCAUUUUCAGUGCAAAUCGGCUCAAUGGCCUGGAAAUCUCCAUCCUGGCUGAGAACCUCAAUAAUCCACAUGACAUUGUCAUCUUCCAUGAGCUGAAGCAGCCAAGAGCUGCAGAUGCCUGUGAUCUGAGUGCCCAGCCCAAUGGAGGCUGUGAGUACCUGUGCCUUCCUGCUCCUCAGAUCUCCAGCCACUCUCCCAAGUACACCUGUGCCUGUCCUGACACAAUGUGGCUGGGCCCAGACAUGAAGAGAUGCUAUCGAGCACCUCAAUCUACCUCAACUACGACGUUAGCCUCUACCACGACGAGGACAGUAGCCGCCACCACAAGAACCCCUGGGACCACCGUUCACAGCCCCACCUACCAGAACCACAGUGCAGAGACACCGAGCCUGGCAGCUGCAGUCCCAAGCUCAGUUAGUGUCCCCGGAGCUCCCAGCAUCAGCACGUCUACUCCAAACCCUGCAACCAGCAACCACUCCCAGCGCUAUGGGAAUGAAGGUGGCAAGAUGGGUUCAACAGUCACUGCUGCUGUUAUUGGGAUUAUCGUGCCCAUAGCGGUAAUUGCCCUGCUGUGCAUGAGUGGCUACCUGAUCUGGAGAAACUGGAAGAGGAAGAACACCAAGAGCAUGAAUUUUGACAACCCAGUGUACAGGAAAACAACAGAAGAAGAGGAUGAAGAUGAACUCCAUAUAGGGAGGAAUGCUCAGAUUGGCCAUGUGUAUCCUGCAGCAAUCAGCAGCUUUGAUCGCCCACUGUGGGCAGAGCCCUGUCUUGGGGAGACCAGAGAACUGGAAGACCCAGCCCCUGCCCUCAAGGAGCUUUUUGUCUUGCCGGGGGAACCAAGGUCACAGCUGCACCAACUCCCGAAGAACCCUCUUUCCGAGCUGCCUGUCGUCAAUUGCAAGCGAGUGGCAUUAAGCCUUGAAGAUGAUGGGCUGCCCUGAGGAUAGGACCACCUCCUUCGUGCAUCAUGGAACUUAGUCCCAUGCACUCCUCUGGAUGGUGUGUGACUGGAUUGAUGAGUUUCUAUAUAUGGGUCUGUGUGAGAGUGUGUGUGUGCGUAAUUUUUUUUAAUUUAUGUUGCAGAAAGGUAACCACAAAGUUAUGAACUGCAAACAUCCAAAGGAUGUGAGAGUCUUUAUAUGUAUAAUGUUUUAUACACUUUUUAACUGUUGCACUACCCAUGAGGAAUUCAUGGAAUGGCUACUGCUGAGUGACUAACAUGACGGACAUAACCAAACAGGGGCCGAUGGUAUAGUACCUUACUCAUCACUUAAAAACUAUAUUUACAGAGGAUGUUUGAUUUUGGGGGGUUUUUUAGGUUUGGGGGUUUUGUUUUUUUGUAAAUAAAAUGAUUAUGCUUUGUGGCUAUCCAUCAACAUAAGUAAAAAAAGAAAAAACACUUCAACUCUCUCCCCCAUUUAGAUUAUUUAUUAACAUAUUUCAAAAAUAAGAUUAGUUCUAUAAAUAAUUUAGAGAAGUGAGAGUAUUUAUUUUUGGUAUGACUGGCCCACCACACAGACUCUGGUGUAUAUGUGUGUGUUUACGUGUGUAUGUGUGUGAGAGAGAAAAAUCUAUAGAGAAGAGGCACAUCUACGGCUAUUGUUCAAAUACAUAAAGAUAAAUUUAUUUUAAAACAGUCCACAAGAGGGGCAUUUGUAGUUUUCAGAGAAUUCUUUGGAAAUUUGGCUCAGAAAACAGAUACCAUGGUUUGUGCAAAUAUGUAGUGGAAGAGGCAGAUCUUUUCACCUCUGGCUAUUCCUGGGACCCCAGUGAGUCAGAAAGAGCCUUUCAGCCCACUCGUGGCUGCUGUGACUUCCACCUGGGCUUUCUUAUCUGUAGCUAAGGCCAGUGUACAGACAUUACACAGUGCUAGAAGCUCUCGUGAGUUCAAGACAGAACAUACCUAAACCUUAGCUACUCCUUAUUUUAAAGUUCAGCUCUUUGGGUAACUUCAGUUUCCUUCAGGACACUUGGGUAAAUUCAUUGUUUCCUCUGAAGCACCCUGAAGGGUGCCAUCCUUACUUAUAGGGCUAAGUGGAGACAUUUCCAGUACAGCCCAAGUUUCCUGUAGGAACUGGCUCCGACACUGAACCUCUGAGACAUGCUGUGGAAGAGGAUAAAGAAGGUGGAAAAGAUUUUAUUACAUCUCUAUUUCUCCCUUCCCCUUACUCUCUACCAUUUCUUCAGGUGGGGAAAACAUUUUAAAGAAAUAAAGAGGUUUCUUACCAUCAUAUGUUCAUAUAGAUGAAACUAAUUUUUGGCUUAAGUAAGAAAAACCAGCCAAAUCUGAAGUCAUAUUUGAGGAGGAAAUGGCAUAUGCAAUAUUAUAGCAUAUUGGAUAUAUAUGUCACACAGGGAUUUGGUUUACUGCUUUGUAAAUAAAAGGAAAAACUCCAGGUAUAUGUAUAGAUUUUUUUCAUUAUGGACACCUUUGCUUUUC
Molecule: messenger RNA, 4373 nt
Organism: Galeopterus variegatus (Sunda flying lemur)
Lineage: Eukaryota; Metazoa; Chordata; Mammalia; Dermoptera; Cynocephalidae
Gene: LRP8
Product: low density lipoprotein receptor-related protein 8, apolipoprotein e receptor
Exons: 20
Coding region: 1-2874 (957 amino acids)
Molecular function (GO): protein binding; calcium ion binding
Source: RefSeq, a predicted model, not a curated record